AACUGUCUACUUGCUUUUUUUACGAUCUCUUCGCCGCAAGCACAGUCGUGCAGACGAACGGAGAUGUGCCUAAGGUGUCGAUUACUCACAGUGUAGAAUGCGGUAGCGGUCAAAUCCGGCCUCGCGAAGCUUUCGAGCCAGAAAGCACCUGUGGACCCUUCUGCAACUGGCCUGCUGAACGGCGAGCAGACAGCACGCCACGCAGACAACAGCCAGGAGUGCGGCAGGAGUCGGCGUCUUGUUCUUCGGUACCGGCAUUUUGAUGCGUCGACGAAUGCAUGGCAGUGGACUGACGAGGCCCAGGAGAGGGAGAGGGGGCCGAGGGCGUGGCCUCUCCAGGGGGCGUGGCCUCGGUGCGAUGGCCUCUCCGUACCACCUCCACCACCAGCAGCAGGCCCCACCCCAGCCUCCGCUUCAGCCCCAGCAGCACAUGGGCCUGGGCGUCGGGCCUGUGCUAGGGGGUCCUGGACUGGGGGCGGGGCCGGGGGGCCUCGGCCCACCUCUCAUGUCGCCGGUCCAGCCCAUGGGCGGUCCGUCGGGAUUCCUGCCCACGGGCCCACCCGGCCCGGGGGACGGCAGUGGCGACCCAGGGGUCCCUCUGCAGCCCAAAGAUUUCAACACGGCCAUUAUGUGUCGCAUGGGCCAGGAGAUCGUGCAGGAGAUUGUGGCCAAAGCAAUUGAGCUAUUCCAGACCCUGAAGGCACUGCAGCCGCCAACUGGGGUAGCCUCCAGCAUGCAGGGCCAGGAGGAGCGUCGCAUCAAGCUGCAGGAGACGCUGCGCAAUGUCGGGCUACUCUUCAGAAAGCUUCACCGAGUGCACGGCAUCUGCAGCGACCUGAGUGCAGCUGUGGCCAGCAGCCAGUACACACCCAUCGAGCCCGACGUGACACUUCAGAGCCUGGUGCCCAUGGUGGACGACCCCAAGCCCAGCGAGGAGAAAAAGCCUUCGGAGGCAACGCGUGCACUCCUCGAGGAGAGGGCACGUCUCACUGAGCAAGUGGUGCUCAAGAACCGUCAGCUGAAAGAGGUCAUCGACGCUCUUCGUAACAUCAUCUGGGAGAUCAACACCAUGCUGGCCAUGCGUAAAAGACAUCUACAGUUUACCCAUAGGAUCUCAUCACAAGCCAAGUGACAGGAAAUGUAAAUUAUUGAAGUGUUAGCAUUUUUUUUUUUUGCUGCAGCAGUAGUAUAUGCGGAGCCAAGUAGAUAUGGAGUCAGCCAGCAACAAUGAGCGUUGGUGUCGCACCCCAAAGCUGUUUCGAGGCAGCCCAAGUCCAUGUGCAGGCACAAACGGUGGCGGGCGGUAUUAGAAAAUGAGAAGCUCACUACAGAGCAUGUGACGUGGUACCAUGUUAUGGUGCAUGAGGCGUAGAGGCCCACUGGGGAAGUGCUUGGUUCCUUUCUGCACAUGACUGCAUCCAAGAAGGCUGCAAGGGGCAAGAGCAGGUCCAGAACGCACAUCAAGAUGGGCUCAAUAGCUGCAAAGGAGAUCCGAAGGCCAACCAUGUUUAGCAGGGCUAGGAAUGGCCAGAGAUGCCAAAAGAAUGACAUGCAGAAUGGCAAAUAUUCGGAAGCAAGGUGACAGAAGCACGCUUCAUGUAGAGGCAGCACCCAAUGCAUCAGACAUAGAGUUAAGAGGGGCCGAGUUUUCCUGGAGCGCUCGAGCACUCCACUACGCAUAUACUGCUGUUGCGACUUGUGACCUGUGGAUUCCCUUACACUACAGGUCUGCAAGUUUCUCUUCCUUCUUUUUUCAAAUCUAUUCUGGUUUCUGCAGUCAGCGGCUGCACUUACGCAUUUUCAGUGUGUGAGCAGAGAGCAAGAUCACCUUCUGCCUAUUGAAUGAAAGAACUCGCCUGUGAUUUCUUGCUCUAAAUCAGUGCUUCUAAGAAAUGAAUUUCAUGUAGAGUUUUCAUUGUUCAAUUUUAUAUAAAUUACGAAGCUGUUAAAAAAGCCCGAGAAACAAGAGUGUGCGUGAAAAUGCCAUCAUCAAUUCUGAGAUAUUUGGGUGCUUGAAAGGCUGCAAGAACAGUCAUUGGUUCAGUGGUCCAUGACACAGAAAUGCAAGUUGUGCCAGAACAUAUUAGAUUGGUGAUCAAGUGACCCGACUUGGCAGCAUGACUAAUAAAGAAGUACCAACACGAAAUUUCAGAGUCCCGUUUUUCUUUCAGUGCAAUACCAAUUAAAUGGACACUCUAGACACAUUCGCGCUGCCACUGUCGAGCCGUCACGGUACCGGCUGGGCUUGUGUAGCCAACUCGUGGUGGCUCGGUAGGUCUCGAGAGA
Molecule: messenger RNA, 2286 nt
Organism: Dermacentor silvarum
Lineage: Eukaryota; Metazoa; Arthropoda; Arachnida; Ixodida; Ixodidae
Product: mediator of RNA polymerase II transcription subunit 30
Exons: 6
Coding region: 263-1132 (289 amino acids)
Biological process (GO): positive regulation of DNA-templated transcription
Cellular component (GO): mediator complex
Molecular function (GO): transcription coregulator activity
Source: RefSeq, a predicted model, not a curated record